Molecule: messenger RNA, 3991 nt
Organism: Carassius carassius (crucian carp)
Lineage: Eukaryota; Metazoa; Chordata; Actinopteri; Cypriniformes; Cyprinidae
Gene: st14
Product: ST14 transmembrane serine protease matriptase
Exons: 19
Coding region: 172-2697 (841 amino acids)
Biological process (GO): proteolysis; acrosome reaction
Molecular function (GO): serine-type endopeptidase activity; protein binding
Source: RefSeq, a predicted model, not a curated record
UGAGAGAUGACAGAACGCCACGGGAUUUAAACCCUGAACAGCCCGUCGAGAACUUUUCCAGCUGGAAUAUUUCAUCCAAACUGCAUUAGAAAAUCAGCGUCCUGGUUGACUGAUCGGAUCCUCAGGCGUGCGAUCUUCUAUUUCAUAGCGAAACGAGUUUCCUGAAAUAACAUGACUUCUGCCGUAUAUGAACAUGGAGAGAACGGGCGUCCUGAGAAUGUCUCCUUCCUGACGAAUGAACAGAAGAUGGCACCAGCAAGGAGGGCGAGGAUUGCCGUGGGGGUCUUCAUUGCCCUGCUGGUAGUGGCGGCAGUGGUCGGAUUUCUUGUCUGGCUCUUCGUUGUCAGGACCAAAGAAUUGGAAAAAGAUUCCACCUCUUAUAAACACAGCUCAUCCACACUGGUUUACAGUGGUCAAAUGAAACUUCUCAAACCAGAGUACAGUCCAGUGUACAACAAUCCCGAAAGUGCAGAAUUCCAACAAGUGGCGAGGGGCUUGGAAAUAAUUAUGAACAAUACAUUCACCAAAGAUCCUCUCCUUUCUAAAUACUAUACCAAGUCUGUCAUCACUGCCUUCAGUGAAGGAACCUUAGCGUAUCAUUGGUCUCAAUUUGACAUUCCUGAGAAUGACCAAGAGAUUGUCCCGGAGCUGUCAGAGGAGCGUGUUGUCAAGGCUCUGAUGAGGGGCAUCCGCCAGGAGGGCAGACAAGUCGGCAACAUUGCAGUCACUGACAUCGACAUCACUGCUUCAUCCACAGACCCUCGGAUGGCCAGGGACCCCAGAUCCAAGAAAUGCUUUUACAGUCUCAUGGCUGACACCACCAACAAAGAAUUUACAUCUCCGGAUCACCCUAGGAAAUACCCAGCUAAGUCCCGAUGCCAGUGGCAGAUCCGUGCUCCCAAAGGCUCCGCCAUCAUUGUCAAGUUCAGGUCCUUUCACAUAGAAGAUGACUGUGCCAAUGACUACGUGGCCAUCUACAACUCUCUCAGUCCUGACAGCACGUAUGCUAUAACAAAACAAUGUGGACUUCGACCCCCUACAAAUCCUCUUGAGGUAGUUUCUUCUGGUAACGUCAUGCUUGUCAACCUAAUCACUGAUGUGGCCCAGACACCUGGAUUCAGAGCGGUUUACACUGCAGUUCCAAUUAUUGCUGCUGGGAGCUGUGGAGCAUCUCUGACUGCUCUCACAGGAAACUUCACCUCUCCUCAUUUUCCUAGUUUCUAUCCUCCUUUGUUGGACUGCAGCUGGACCAUCAACGUUCCUACUGGCGGAAGGAUAAAGCUUGAGUUCAGUAUGUUCCGUGUGAAAGAGCCGAGUGUGGACACUAGCACCUGUCACAAAGACUACGUAGAGGUGCUGGGUAAAAAGUAUUGUGGAGAGAGACGUAGACUUGUUCUCUCUAGCAUCACUAAUUCCUUAGAAGUGAAGUUCCAUUCAGAUGAAUCCUACACUGAUAAGGGAUUCAGGAUCGUUUACACCGCCUUUGACCCUGUAAACCCUUGCCCUGGUCAGUUUGCAUGCACCUCAGGCUACUGCAUCAAAAAAGAGCUACAAUGUGACGGGUGGAAUGACUGCGAAGACAUGAGUGAUGAGAAAAACUGCAAGUGUGAUGACGAACAGUUCACCUGCAAAAAUGGCCUGUGUAGGCCUCAGUACUUUGUGUGUGACAGAGCGAAUGACUGUGGUGACAAUAGUGAUGAGGAAGAUUGCGAUUGUGGCAGAGCUCAGGAAAGGUGCGGGGACGGUGCCUGCAUCCCACAAGAAUUUAUAUGCGAUGGGAAAAAUGAUUGUGCUGAUGGCAGUGAUGAGGUCUCCUGUGCAGCAGCGGCUGGUAUCUGCAAUGAUUUCUCCUUCAAAUGUAAAAACAAGGACUGUGUAAACAAAGUGAACGCAGAGUGUGAUCGUGAAGAAGACUGCUCAGAUGGUUCGGAUGAACAGGGAUGUGACUGUGGAGUCCGGCCAUUCAAGCACAACCGUAUUGUGGGUGGGCAGAACGCAGAUGUGGGUGAAUGGCCAUGGCAGGUCAGUCUACAUUUCAAGAAUGAGGGACACGUUUGCGGCGCAUCCAUCAUCUCUAACAAAUGGUUGCUGUGUGCUGCCCACUGCUUCAUCCAGUCUGACCCAGCCAACAAAAUGACAUCCAACUGGCUGACAUACAGUGGUCUGCGGGACCAGAACAUCCAGGACGGCUCUGUUCAGAAGCGCUCUUUGAAGAGCAUUAUCACCCAUCCAAACUACGACUCAAUGACCUACGAUUAUGACAUCUCACUGCUGGAACUGAGCGAUCCAUUGAACUUCACCAACACCGUUCAUCCCAUCUGCCUUCCGGCAUCCACCCACGUCUUCCCAGCUGGUAGUGGCUGCUUUGUUACGGGCUGGGGCACACUCCGAGAGGGAGGAAGUGUUGCACAAAUCUUGCAGAAAGCAGAAGUAAAGGUGAUUAAUGAUACAGUAUGCAACAUGGUGACCGAAGGUCAGUUGACUUCUAGAAUGAUGUGUAGUGGCUACCUCACUGGAGGUGUGGACGCUUGUCAGGGAGACUCCGGCGGUCCUCUUGUGUGUCGUUCAGAUGUAGGCAAAUGGUUCCAGGCUGGCAUUGUGAGCUGGGGAGAAGGCUGCGCUCGGCGGAACAAGCCUGGCGUCUACACGCGUGUCACCAAACUGCGGGAAUGGAUCCGUCAAAUCACAAACAUAUAGUGGAGCCUGGACCUGCAAUCAUACGACAACCAAAGCAGAAGAACACAAAUGUUGAGUGCCAUGAAUAUUUAGUACAGUAUGUGAGCUGCACUCACAAAAGCAAAAGUGAAUACAAAUUUGGUCGACAUCUGUUGUGAGAAAAAAAUCAUUUAAUUGUUUCAUAAUAGCAUUUUCAUUCAGUAUGACUAUUUGAUUGUUAUGGCUUAUGAAUGAUUUUUUUCAUAGAUGUAUCAAUCAAAAGUUGACUUCAGCUUUAGUCAACCAAAUAAAAUGGUUCAUAUAAUAGAUGCAGAUACCACUAUAAUGACAGUAUAUAUCACUGUGAUGUACUUUUACACUCUUUUACCUACUCCUACCCCAAUUUAGUUCCAUUUGUUGGUAUCUGAUUCCUUGAAAAGUAACUUCAUAAAUGGCACUUAGAGAUCAAACUGACCUAUUCUGAGACUUCUGACCUGGUGGAAGUUUUGUUGUAAUCUUUAUGAAUUAUAUUUGGUUUAAAAAGUUUUUUUUUUCUUAUGCUCAAAGUGUGCCUUUAUUCCAAAUACUGGCCCCCCCAAAGCCUGGCAAAGGUCAAACGCUUCUUUGCAAUCUAGAAAUUUCUCUCACUCAGGUUGACCUUCUUUCCUCACAUCUGUGUGACCUCGGAACCUCAGUGCCAAAGCUCUGAAAUGGAGGAUUAGGUAAAAAUAGGAUAUUUCCAUCAUCCGUUUGCCAAUACAACCAAGGCUAAUAUAGGUCACACACUUCUGCAGCAUGUUAAAGUUCCAGCCAAUCAAUGUCAAAGCAGGAUAGUCUCUCCUUCAAAGAUGCCUAAACGUAUCAAGGAACCUAUACCGCGGCUUCCUUAUAGUCUUGGCAAGUUUCUUUCCCGUGGAAAGUCCACUUGCUUAGUAAGAUUUUCAGGCUUUGUGAUGUAAUGACUUAAUUUCCCAGGAGGUACAAGAGACGUUUGGUGUAUUUUGAGAGAUGUAAAGCAAUAUGCUGUAUUUAUGUAUUACAGAAGUUUCAUAUAGCAUCAUGAUGUGCUAUUUGACCUAUUGAGCCCUUGUUAGGAUUUCAUUUUUAAAUUGUGUAAAUUUCAAACAACUUUAAAUUGUUUUUAAAACUGCAAUGCUUAUCUAUUGCCUUAAGUGUCUGGGUGACUAAAUGCUUUUUGUAUUGUUCAUGUAACUGAUAACUUGUUGGUCUUUUCUGUUUCCUUGUGUUUUAUAUUUUAUCAUUAUUCAAAUGUUUUAACGUAUGCUGGAUUUUGUAAUGUUUUCUUGAAAAUAAAAUACAUGCUGGUUUUACACUA